UGCUGACUGCUGUGAUUAGGAAUUACAUUAAAUAUCUUAGAUUCUUUAGUUGGUUAAGUAAUUUAGGAAAAGUUAUUUUCUAUACAGUAACACAAGCCAACUACAAGUCUUUGCAUUGGAAUGACGAUUAAAGAUUUUGGUUCAUCAGAAACAUUACCAACAAGUUCUAACAAAGAAAAUUUAACAAAACAAUUCCCACCGUUCACCUUGACACAGUUAGUGGGCAAACGCAACUCAAGUUUGGGUUCGAGUGGCUUUCUACCACCAGGGUACACGACUAAAGGAAGUGCAUGGCAUUGUAACUUUAGUGGCAACCACACAGAAAGAAGUGUAUUGACAUCGAAUCCAGCAUUGAAAAACUUACAACACUGCAACGAAGCACCAGCUACGUGGGUCCAAGGAUCUCAACUUAAACCAAGCGGUUAUAGAUCACCGUACUUCCCAAAGUGGGACAGAGUGAACCCAGUGAAAAGAAGAAGGCCAAGAAAGGACAGCUCUUCAGCCACCCUUGAUCUGGUUUUAAGCAGUUUAAACCUGAACGAGCUAAGUCUACCAGAGGUUCACUUAGCCAUGGGUAACGACGGAUCACCUCAGUCUAUCUGCCCCCAAAAAGAGGCUUAUUAUCGAGAAAUAUUUGAUCGAUUAGAUGUAGAUAAUGAUGGAAGAGUGGAUGUACAUGAGCUGAAAGAAGCUUACAUGAAGAUGGGUUUGUUGCAAGUCCCUGGACAGGCAGAGAAAUUUGUAUCAGCAAGUGAUUCAAACAAAGACGGUGAACUCGACGUGGCUGAGUUUGUUCGUUAUCUACACGAACAUGAGAUGAAACUUAAACUAAUGUUUAAACGAUUAGACAGGGAUAAAGAUGGUCGUUUAACUUCCACUGAGAUCGAAGAGGCGUUACGCUCUGUUGGGUUCGAUGUUUCCAAAGAUGAAGCAAAGGAAAUCACUAAAAGGAUAGAUAAAGAUGGAACUUCUUCCAUUGAUAUAAAUGAAUGGGUUGAACAUCAUCUUUUACAUCCAUCUGCUGAUCUCAAGGACAUUGUAUCAUACUGGAAACAUGCAACGUACAUCGACAUCGGGGAGAGUCUCAUUGUUCCCGAUGACUUCAGUGAGGCAGAAAAAGUAUCGGGACAAUGGUGGAGACAGUUGGUUGCUGGAGGAGCUGCAGGAGUUGUGUCUCGCACAUGCACGGCUCCUCUGGAUCGUCUUAAAGUUUUGAUGCNAGAAAUUUUAACAAAACAAUUCCCACCGUUCACCUUGACACAGUUAGUGGGCAAACGCAACUCAAGUUUGGGUUCGAGUGGCUUUCUACCACCAGGGUACACGACUAAAGGAAGUGCAUGGCAUUGUAACUUUAGUGGCAACCACACAGAAAGAAAUGUAUUGACAUCGAAUCCAGCAUUAAAAAACUUACAACACUGCAACGAAGCACCAGCUACGUGGGUCCAAGGAUCUCAACUUAAACCAAGCGGUUAUAGAUCACCGUACUUCCCAAAGUGGGACAGAGUGAACCCAGUGAAAAGAAGAAGGCCAAGAAAGGACAGCUCUUCAGCCACCCUUGAUCUGGUUUUAAGCAGUUUAAACCUGAACGAGCUAAGUCUACCAGAGGUUCACUUAGCCAUGGGUAACGACGGAUCACCUCAGUCCAUCUGCCCCCAAAAAGAGGCUUAUUAUCGAGAAAUAUUUGAUCGAUUAGAUGUAGAUAAUGAUGGAAGAGUGGAUGUACAUGAGCUGAAAGAAGCUUACAUGAAGAUGGGUUUGUUGCAAGUCCCUGGACAGGCAGAGAAAUUUGUAUCAGCAAGUGAUUCAAACAAAGAUGGUGAACUCGACGUGGCUGAGUUUGUUCGUUAUCUACACGAACAUGAGAUGAAACUUAAACUAAUGUUUAAACGAUUAGACAGGGAUAAAGAUGGUCGUUUAACUUCUGCUGAGAUCGAAGAGGCGUUACGCUCUGUUGGGUUCGAUGUUUCCAAAGAUGAAGCAAAGGAAAUCACCAGAAGGAUAGAUAAAGAUGGAACUUCUUCCAUUGAUAUAAAUGAAUGGGUUGAACAUCAUCUUUUACAUCCAUCUGCUGAUCUCAAGGACAUUGUAUCAUACUGGAAACAUGCAACGUACAUCGACAUCGGGGAGAGUCUCAUUGUUCCCGAUGACUUCAGUGAGGCAGAAAAAGUAUCGGGACAAUGGUGGAGACAGUUGGUGGCUGGAGGAGCUGCAGGAGUUGUGUCUCGCACAUGCACGGCUCCUCUGGAUCGUCUUAAAGUUUUGAUGCAGGUGCAUGCUACCAAGUCCAACCAGCUAGGUAUUUCUUCUGGUUUCAAUUCCAUGUUAAAAGAGGGUGGUGCUAAAUCAUUAUGGAGAGGAAAUGGUAUCAAUGUUAUCAAGAUUGCUCCUGAAACUGCUGUCAAAUUCUAUGCUUACGAACGAAUGAAAAAGCUCAUUGGUGCUCAGUCAGGAGGGGAAAUAGGGGCAGCGGAAAAGUUUCUAGCUGGUUCCAUGGCUGGUGUUAUAUCGCAAACAAGUAUUUAUCCUAUGGAGGUCAUUAAAACUCGACUGGCACUGCGAAAGACAGGACAAUAUAGCGGAAUAUUUGAUUGCGCUUUUAAAGUUCUGCGCAACGAAGGACCAAAAGCAUUCUUCAAAGGCUACAUUCCAAACUGCCUUGGCAUAAUACCAUAUGCUGGGAUUGAUCUUUGUAUAUAUGAGACGUUAAAGAACUACUGGAUAAAAACUUACGGAGCUGAAAAGGAAAAACCUUCAGUUCUUCUUCUCCUUGCAUGCGGUACCACCUCCAGCACCUGUGGACAACUUGCCAGUUACCCUCUUGCUCUUGUUAGAACAAAAAUGCAAGCACAAGCCUCCCUUCCCAACCAUGAUAAAAACCAGAAGACAAGCAUGGUUUCACUGUUCAGGUCAAUAGUUCAGACUGACGGAGUAUUUGGAUUGUACCGAGGUCUGGCGCCAAACUUCAUGAAGGUUGCCCCUGCUGUUAGCAUUAGCUAUGUUGUGUAUGAGAAAAUGCGAAUGCACUUGGGUGUCUACAGAUGAUAAAAACAUCCAUGGUGCUCAUGUUUACUCAUUAUUUGUAACAGCUUGGUGCUUUUCUCGUUCAAGCACUGAAAAACAGGGCUACACAUUGAAACUUCCCUUCAUUUUACAUCUGCUAUUUAACAUUCUAGCUCAUUUCUUGCACCAUAACACAAUGUUUUCUUAUUAAUUUAGGUUCUAUUCUUUCAUAUUCAAUAUAAACUAACUAACAAUCAUUAAAAUAUGCAGUUUUAAUGAGAUCAUAAUUUUCUCUUCCUACUAAAUACUGUUUAUUCUUCCGAACUAUUCCUGUUACUCUGUCAAUGUGAUCUGUGGUACAAAAUAAUUGAUUUUUUUUGUUGUUUUUUGAAUGUUUUAUUGCAUUCCAUAUUUAUUAGUGGUCUAGCACCUGACAAAAAUAUAAAAUGUUGUUUUGUUUUGA
Messenger RNA from Ciona intestinalis (vase tunicate), 3463 nucleotides. The record is from RefSeq and is a predicted model, not a curated record. NCBI's taxonomy places the organism in Eukaryota, Metazoa, Chordata, Ascidiacea, Phlebobranchia, Cionidae.